Bemisia tabaci is the source of this 2150-nucleotide messenger RNA. NCBI's taxonomy places the organism in Eukaryota, Metazoa, Arthropoda, Insecta, Hemiptera, Aleyrodidae. The record is from RefSeq and is a predicted model, not a curated record.
CAGGCCAAGUCCAAGGUGAUGUCAUCAAGUAUCUUUACACUGGAACAGUUGUAAGUGUUUUACGAUGUUUCGGAAUAAGAUAAUUGACAGUUUAAGUGCGCCUAGUGCACUCUUCAAUCAAACUCUCCACUUCCGACAAAAGAUAGAAAUAUCUCAUUUGGCACGCGAAUUUUACGUCAUCGUUUGCUUACACUUUCAGACCCAAUUUUUUUCAGUAUUGAUAGAUCAGUGCAUUCCUGCAGAUUUCUAGACAGGACGUAAUAGCGCUCUGUGUGAUAGAACUUAUAAAACGCUGUCUAUAAUCCUAGAACACUCAUUAGAUUUGUUCAUUUUGUGUUUACCUUUUAUAUUUUGUUUCUCAUGACCCUCAACUGAAAAUUUGUGUUAUUACGGACAAAGCAGUUAGUUUUUGACGGUCUGACGGUCUUCUCCCAGGUUUCGAUUUGACCAUAAAAGUGAAGAAUGAAAACAGCAAAUUUAUUAGCAAUAGUUUUUACAAGUUUCAGCACAACUGUUUUUUCUCAUAGAGUAUUGAUACUGCAACCGACUCCAUCAUAUAGUCAUCAACUCCCUGCGAUUGGUUUGACAGAGGCUCUGGUGAAUAAAGGUCACGACGUUUUUUUCUUGAGCCCAGAUUCAGUGCCGGGACUGCAGAAGAAUUACACUCACUUCGAUUUUUCAUGGCUGUACCAGUAUUUUCACGAGAGCCUUACAGAAAAAGGCGUUCAUUUACAGCAACAAUUUUCAAACCAACUUACGUGGAUACCAUUUUUGGAAGUGUGGGCAGGGAUGGUGCGGCACAUGUUUGAAAGUGACACUUUCAAGCAGUUUCUUAAACGCGUCCAAGAUGAGAAGAUAUCAUUCGACGUUGUGAUCGUUGAAUCUUUCGUCAUUCCGUACGGGGUAGGCCUGGUCCGUCUCUUGACAAAAAACAAACCUGUGAUCUCCCUGGCCACCAUGACUGGAGGCGAAUUUUUCAACGAGGAUGCCAUCGGGAACAUAAAACAUUUAUCAUAUUCUCCAGCAAUGCUAAGCGCCUUCAACGGUAAAAUGAGUUUGUGGGAGCGUUUGGAAAAUUGGGUUACACAUCAUUACAUAUCAUCGAAACUGCAGAAUGUUGUUGAGAACUCCGCCAAAGCCCAUUUUCGAGAUACUUAUGGUCCAGACGGAGAGGCUUUCGUCGAAGGGUGCUGGGGAAACAUUAGUCUCGCCAUGAUAACCUCAAACGCCCUGUAUUACUAUCCAAGGCCUAUCACUCCCAAUGUUAUCGAGGUUGGGCCGCUUCAUAUAAAAAAUUCGACAAAAUUACCGAAGACAUUGCAAGAUUGGCUAGACGGGGCAGAACGAGGAGUAAUUUAUUUCAGUCUCGGCAGUAAUAUGCGAAGUGCAAACCUACCGCGAGAUGCACUGUCGAACUUCUUGAGGGUUUUCAGAGAGCUGCCGGAAGGUUACCGAGUGCUGUGGAAAUGGGAGGACGAUGCCGAAAUUUCAAAAAAUGAGGAGGGGGUCGGAAAAUCAAAAGUAACUAAUAUCCUUACUCAAAAGUGGAUACCACAGCAAGAAGUUUUAGCGCAUCCGAAGGUAAAAUUGUUCAUCACACAAGGAGGAUGUCAAAGCUUCCAAGAAACAGUUCACUACGGAGUACCAUUGGUAGGCGUCCCUUGGUUUGGAGACCAAGAGGUGAACGUUGCAAAGAUGGUGGACGCAGGAAUUGGAGUUCGGCUCCGACCUCAAGAGUUGGAUUCUUUUGUGAAAGUCAAACAAGCUAUCGAAGCUGUUUUGUUCGAUAAAAGGUAUGCUGAAAAUAUGAAGAAAUUAUCUGAUCUAUCGCAUGAUUUCACAAGACGAGCUCCAGACGAAGCUGUUUUUUGGGUUGAACACGUGGCAAAACACGGUGGAGCCGCUCAUUUAAGGCCGUAUAUAGCUGAUACUUCUUAUUUUAGAUACUUUUGCCUCGACAUUAUAUCAGUUAUCCUAAGCAUUGGCGCUGUAAUAUUCUACUUCUUCUGGAAAAUACUUAAGUAUACAACUUCUAGUAUACCGAUAUUGUCAAAUGAGAAAAUUAAAAGCUCAUAAACUGAACUGAGUGGAGAUCAUUUUUUAAUAUUCGCUAACGAUCUCAUGAUGUUCUUACAAAAAUAGGAAUAUUA